Molecule: messenger RNA, 1038 nt
Organism: Penicillium manginii
Lineage: Eukaryota; Fungi; Ascomycota; Eurotiomycetes; Eurotiales; Aspergillaceae
Exons: 1
Coding region: 1-1038 (345 amino acids)
Source: RefSeq, a predicted model, not a curated record
AUGAACACAUCACUACCUAUCAACAGAGGCCGGGACCGGAGCAAAAAUCUCACUUCGUCACCCCCCAAACAGCCACCGCAGCCCCAACCGCCACCAACCAUCCCCGGCAAGGAGAAGAAAGACGAGAAAGAGGAGGACGAAGAAGUACCACCCGAUAUGAACAAAUCAAACCCCCGUUUGCUAGUCAACAGAGAGAGUAUCUACGAACGCCAGCUUCCAGGUGAUGCAUAUAUCACAGUCUACGUCCAGCGACUGCAACACGGCUAUUACUCCAGCACAGCAGUCUCCGACACCGAGGCCGAACAUGUCGAUUUCCUAGCCCUUAGUUUUGUAUUUCAUUCCCCUCACACUCUCUCCCACCGAUUUAAAUCCGCCACGAUCCGCACUUCUAUCCAAGGAACCGACCAGCUAGCAACAGAUGCGACAUCAAGCCCCAAAUGCCGUCCUAAUAGAAACCCACGCAUCUUGAUGCAUGCACCUCACCUAAUCUACGGCACUGUUUCACCCGAGACAAUGGAAUGGACCUUCAGUCUCGCCGGCUCGAUCGGUAUAUCCGAGACUCCGCUCAGCGCCAACCUAAUCCCUUCCGGCAGCGUCAAUAGUCGGUAUCGUCGGUACGAAAUGAUGCGUAUCCAAGGCUCAGCGCGCACUCUGAAGAGCCCGCGGGGUCCGCAAUUCGAUAUCGAGGCUGGUGAGGUGGUCUGGUCUCUUGAAGAGAACAAUCUUCAGCGCUCGGGUCUGCCGCGCGAGUUUACAUUCGUCAUGUUGAUUCAGAAGCCGUCUUCCAAGUCUCGGAUCAAGCUGUCUCUUGAAAUUGACCCGGUCAUACAAUCCUGGUGGGGAAACUACCCAAACUGGUCACUGAAUCUGCCUUCCUAUCGACCAGUAAAACGUCGCGACGUUGAUUUCAACAAGGAAGUCGGGCAACGGUUCGAGCCGCUCGACACGGAACGCGGCUUCAAUUUCGCCGCCCUUGUCAGCAGAUUCGAUGAUUAUAUCGCUUUACCAGGAAGGAAAUUCAGCCGGAGGGUAUGUUAG